UUCUUGUAAUCGGAUCUAUCGCCAUCUCAAUCACUUGUUCAGAUUUGCUUCCGUAGCAGAGUGAUUUGGCGAUUUGAGGGAAACUGCGAACGAACACUUCUUAUUUUCUUCGGAUAAUCGAAGAUGUCUCGUUGCUUUCCUUUUCCGCCUCCAGGGUAUAUGAGGAAUGGGGCACGCAGCGAGGCCUUGAUCGAACCGAUUAAGCUCCAGAAGGAGAUUGAGAUGGCCAGGAAAGACAAAAGAGAGAAGAAAGACAGAAAGGAGAAGAAAGAGAAGAAAAGAGAGAAGAAGGAGAAAAGGAAAGAGGAGAAAAGGAAACGUAAAGAAGGAACAGGCCUUAAUACCGACAAUGACGGUAAAAAGUUCAAGCACAUCAACAAAAUAAAAGAAAUCAAAGCAGAUGGAAGCUUGCUAAAGGGUGAAGAAUACGAGAAUGAACAACUUGAGAGGAGUGGUAUUACAGAGGAACUUGACCAACCUGUCUCUUCUUUCGAGCCUUGCUGCUUGUCUGACAGUACUCAAAGCAGCAAGAGGAAAAGGGACACCUUGGAAUCUAGUCACGAUCAUGGAUCUGCCAUUAAAAUUCGACUUCCUUUGAGGAAACACAAAGAACCUGAAGAAUCCAAAUCCAAAUUGAAACAUCAAGUAGGGUCUUCUUCUGGAAGUGCUGGAAUUGCUAAUUCCCUUACUCAAGAUAAAGUUGGAAGUGGUCAUCAGUUACAACGUCUCACAAAUACCGAGAUCAAUCAGGUUACUGGAAACCCUAAUUCUAGACAUUGCAAGGUGUUGUUGCAGAAUUUGGUUCCUCCGAAUGCUGUCGUCACCAAUAAUAAACUUGAUGAUGAAAGUCAAGGGGUGUCAUCUUUGUACAAGUCUUUAUGCCAGAUUCCUACACUGUCGUAUGAUGCACUCGACUCACUAGAUCAAGAUUGGUUAUUUAGGUCAGAACCGACAGAGGCAAGGUCCGUCUCAAAGAAAGCGAAGUUUGAUUCCAAUAUCCUUCAGUGUUCAAAAUCAAUGUGGCCUCGUGCUCAGUACUUGCCUGAGGUCGAAGUAUAUGCAUUGCCAUACGCGGUUCCGUUUUGAUUCUUUUUGGAAAUUUUUUUAACAUAGGCAGGUUGAAAGUAGGGAUAUGUGUUCUGCUAAUUGAAAGAACCAGUGCAUUAUUGUUUUUUGGAAGGGAAACUCCAAAUGCAAUGUUGUCUGAGACUGCUGAAUUCUCGUUUGUAUUAACAUGAUUGAUGUAUUUUUUUCUUCCAUACCAGACGCCAGUCCAGUGUGUAUAUACAUAGUGAUGAAACAGCAUUAAAGUAGGUGUUUUACUAUUAUUAUUAUUAUAUGAGAAUAUAGCCAAACAUUUACAUCCUUUACUUCACUGUUGGGUUGUGGAGGAAGGAAGCUGUAAUUUUUGUUUGAGAAAUGUUAUCAACACGCGUUAAGCACUGUU
This is a messenger RNA of Abrus precatorius (Indian licorice), 1447 nucleotides long. Its product is annotated as protein FAM133-like. Bases 124 to 1086 code for a protein of 320 amino acids. Lineage: Eukaryota; Viridiplantae; Streptophyta; Magnoliopsida; Fabales; Fabaceae. The transcript has 3 exons. The record is from RefSeq and is a predicted model, not a curated record.